Rotaria socialis is the source of this 1578-nucleotide messenger RNA. The record is from the annotation of a GenBank genome assembly. Lineage: Eukaryota; Metazoa; Rotifera; Eurotatoria; Philodinida; Philodinidae.
AUGAAAUGUCUCCUGGACGAUGUUACUCAUUUAAGUAUCACAGUAGAUAUUUGGACUGAUCGACGGGCCAAAUCGUUUCUUGGCUUAACAGGCCAUUUUAUAGAUUCGAAUUACAUUCCACGAGCUUUCCUUUUGGAUUUUUGCCGUCUAAAAGGAUCACAUACUGGAGACAAUGUUCGGAAUAUGACGGAAAAAACACUAGAAGGACUACAGAUAACACACAAAGUGUACAGAAUCAUUACGGACAAUGCGGCGUCUAUGAUAAAAGCGUACAAAUUUGGUUUAAUAGUUAGUAGUUCUCAUGACAUUCUUAUGAACCAUGAUAAUGACGAAGAAGAACAUUACGAAUCAGUUGAAUCUAGUGAUGACGCUUCGGAAUUUUUACGUCGUUGGACUCUAACCGAUUGUCAUGAAAACGAGCACGAUUCGAAUGAUAUUGAUGGCAACAUUGCAAGCAGAUUAUCCUGCUUUGCACAUAGUCUUCAAUUGACUGUGCGCGAUGGAGUAGCAAAUGUCCAGUGUUUAUCUAAAUGUUUACUCAAAUGUAUCAAGUUAGCCGAAUGGUCUCACAAGUCCACGAAGAUAGCUGAUCUUCUUGAUGAUAUUGGUAAAUCGAUAAGUCAACGUACGGUGACACGAUGGAGUUCAGAAUAUCUUCUAAUGAAAUCAAUACUUAGUCUUGAGAAGGUCAAUGUCGAUGAUAUAACGGAAAUACUCGAAGACAAUGAAGUGAAGUUUAAUAAUAAUGAUUUUAUUGUAUUGCAAGAGGCUGUUGAACUAUUAGAACCAUUUGCUGAAAUUACUGUUCGUGUACAAUCCCAAUCAGUCGUAACUGCCAGUCUUGUCGUUCCGUCGGUGGUACAUUUACUUGACCAUGUGAAUAUGAUGAAGACAAAUUUGAGAAUAUUGAAACCAAUGUGUAUACAAUUGGAGCAAUCUAUCUGUAGACGAUUUGCUGGAAUCGUUAAACGUUUACAUCAACAGAGUGUUAAUACAAAUGAUCGAUUUUCGGACCAUAUCUAUUUCGUUUGCACAUUCCUAGAUCCUGAAUUCAAACUGUAUUGGCUCAGUCAGAUGAAGUACAGUCCAGCUUGUGAAUCAAAGAUGAAGGAAUCUCUCAUUCAAAUGGUGUUAGAUGAAUGCGACUAUGGACAAAAUCGAUCAUCGAAUAAUCUUCCGGAGACAUUAUCAUCAUUUUCGUCAAGGUCUAUUGAUAUGAAUGAUUCGGUGGUUCAGUCGACUAGAACUACAACUAAUAAAAAACGUAAACUUUUCCAAUAUGAUGAUGACAGCAAUGGUUGCAAUGUAUCACCUAAUUCACUUAAAAGUCCCAUGAAUGAGAUAAACGCGUAUUUGAAUGACCCUUUACGUUGCAACUUUUCUCUAUAUUGGAAAAAUUCGCAGCUACACGCUUUAAAGAAUGUAGUCAAACGUGUAUACUCGAUACAAGCAACCUCGGCGCCAAUUGAACGAGUUUUUAGUCGAGCAGGCAUCAUCAUGUCACCAAGACGAACAUCAAUGCGUGAAGAAGUAUUUCGAAAUUUGGUAUUCUUGCGAAUGAAUGAAAGCUUGAUUUAG